Molecule: messenger RNA, 4153 nt
Organism: Mauremys mutica (yellowpond turtle)
Lineage: Eukaryota; Metazoa; Chordata; Testudines; Geoemydidae
Product: fibroblast growth factor receptor 3-like
Exons: 19
Coding region: 629-2935 (768 amino acids)
Biological process (GO): positive regulation of kinase activity; protein phosphorylation; positive regulation of MAPK cascade
Cellular component (GO): membrane; signaling receptor complex
Molecular function (GO): fibroblast growth factor receptor activity; ATP binding; fibroblast growth factor binding
Source: RefSeq, a predicted model, not a curated record
CCCCCAAAUACCUUCCAUCCCCCUCAUCUACCCCCACCCCCAAUACCUCCCAUCCUCCCCCUCUUCUAUCCCCGGCCCCCCAAAUACCUCCCAGACCAGAACAUAAUAUGGAAAAAAGCAGGGUUUCUUACUUAAAAAAACCACCACAACAAAAAAACAAAGCCCAGGCAUUCACAGUGCAAAGUCAAGGGAGAUCACCACCAAUUAACUUUUAAAAUGGACUCUGUAGCCUUGCCUAUAUUUUUCACAAAAGAGAAGCAGGACAGAAUUUCACUGAAUUGAGCCCUUGCAGACUGAAUUGCAUUUGAAUACCUCUUCACGUUGCAAAUUUAAACCACCCUCUUGGCUUGUAUUGGUUUUUUGGGUGGUUUUUUGUUUUUUAUUUAAUAGAAUCAUGUUUUACUUUUAAUUGUGUUAGCAGAUAAAAUGAAAUCCACAAAUCAGUGUGCCCGCUUUCCAUCCACAAACUCUACCACUGAAGCUGAUGGGAGCUGCAGGCAUUCAGCGCCUUUGAACAUCAGGUCACUUUUUGCUUGCUGGCAGACUUGUCUGAGGAUCUGACAGAGGCGAAGCACAGGGACUACCCAGAAGAACACAGGCAAAUCAGAAUCACUCCUCUCCUGCAGCAAUGGGUUGGCUGGAAGCAUCAAACUGGCAGCUUCACAUUUCCUUGAUAGUGCUACUCUCCAUACACACGAAGGGUAUCUUGGCUGGACCAGUUGUUGAUCCACAUGUAACAGCAGUUUGGGGGAAGAAUGUCACCCUGAAAUGCAUAAUUGAAAUAAAUGGAACAAUAACACAAAUCUCAUGGGAGAAGAUGCAUGGUAAAAGUAAACAGACCAUUGCUGUUCAUCAGCCUGAAUAUGGGUUUGCUGUUCAAGGAGAAUACCAAGGAAGAGUGUCACUUAAGAACUACUCACUUACUGAUGCAACCAUCACCCUACACAAUAUAAGCUUCUCUGAUUCAGGAGAAUAUGUAUGCAAAGUAGUUACAUUCCCACUAGGAAAUGCUCAGUCAUCAACAACUGUAACUGUAUUGGGUGCUCCUUAUUGGACCCAUUUAGAAAGGAUGGAGAAGAAGCUGCUAGCUGUGCCAGCAGCAAGUACUGUUCGCUUCCAUUGCCCUGCAGCAGGCAACCCCACCCCAUCCAUAUACUGGCUGAAAAAUGGCAAAGAAUUCAAGGGAGAACAUCGAAUUGGGGGCAUCAAAUUACGGCAUCAGCAGUGGAGCCUAGUGAUGAAGAGCGUGGUUCCGUCAGACCGAGGGAACUACACGUGCAUUGUAGAGAACAAAUAUGGCAGCAUUAGGCACACUUACCAGCUAGAUGUAGUAGAAACGUCCCGCCACCCGCCUAUUCUCCAGGCUGGACUGCCUGCCAACCAGACUGUGGUGGUAGGGAGUGAUGUCGAAUUCCACUGCAAGGUGUACAGUGAUGCCCAGCCUCACAUCCAGUGGCUAAAACACGUGGAAGUCAACGGCAGUAAAUAUGGAUCCAACGGGACGUAUGUCACGGUGCUAAAGACGUCAGGUGUUAACACAGCGGAUGAGGAGCUAGAAAUUCUGUACUUGCGAAAUGUUACUUUUGAGGAUGCAGGGGAAUAUAUUUGUCUCGCUGGGAAUUCUAUGGGGUUUUCACAUCAUUCUGCUUGGCUGACAGUUCUACCAGAGCUAGUGGAGGCGGAUGAUUCUGGCUCCGUUUUUGCUGUCAUCCUCCGCUAUGGGGUUGGCUUCGUUUUCUUCUUCUUGGUGGUUGUCAUCGUGAUUGUCUGUAGGGUGAAAAUGACCAACAAAAAAGCCAUGAACACCCCCACUGUACAGCUGGUGUCAUUGGAGUCAAACCCUUCCAUGAAUUCCGGUACCUCUCUGGUCAAUCUCACCCACCUCUCAUCCAGCGAUGGGCUGAAGCUAGCAAAUGUCUCAGAGCUCGAGCUGCCUGCUGAUUCCAAGUGGGAAUUAAUGAGAUCUCGCCUGACUCUGGGGAAACCUCUGGGUGAAGGUUGUUUUGGUCAAGUGGUGAUGGCAGAAGCGAUUGGGAUCGAUAAGGACAAACCAGACAAGGCCAUCACUGUAGCUGUCAAGAUGUUAAAAGAUGAUGCUACUGACGAGGAUCUUUCUGACCUGGUGUCCGAAAUGGAAACGUUGAAAAUGAUUGGGUACCACAAAAAUAUCAUUAACCUCCUAGGCGCCUGCACGCAGGAUGGCCCACUUUACAUUCUGGUAGAAUAUGCGUCGAAAGGGAACUUGCAGGAAUAUCUCCGGGAUCGUCGGCCGCCCGACAUAUUUUCACUCGACACCUGCAAGCUGCCAGAAGAGCAUUUAACAUUUAAAGAUUUAGUCUUGUGCGCCUACCAGGUGUCCCGUGGCAUGGAGUAUUUGGCGUCUCAGAAAUGCAUUCACCGAGACUUGGCAGCCAGGAACGUGUUAGUCACUGAAGACAAUGUGAUGAAAAUAGCCGAUUUCGGCCUAGCCAGAGAUGUUGGCAACAUCAACUGUUACAAGAAAACAACCAGUGGUCGGCUGCCUGUGAAAUGGAUGGCUCUAGAAGCAUUGUUUGAUGGGGUCUACACUCACCAGAGCGAUGUCUGGUCUUUUGGAGUGCUGCUAUGGGAGAUCUUUACUUUGGGGGGGUCUCCAUAUCCGGGAAUUCCAAGCGAGGAACUCUUCAAAUUCUUAAAAGAAGGCAAUCGGCUGGACAAGCCAGCAAACUGCACUCAUGACCUGUACAUGAUCAUGAAGGAGUGCUGGCAUGUAGUCCCAUCAGAACGGCCAACCUUUAAGGAGCUAGUGGAAGACCUGGAUAGGGUCCUUACUGUAACACCAACUGAGGAGUACCUUGACCUCUCCAUGCCAUUUGAACAGUAUUCCCCCGCCCACCAGGACACACACAGCAACCACUCUUCGGGAGACUAUUGCGCAAUGAAGGCUCUUCCGUGAAACUACUUGGAAAUACUGAGAGACUGUAUAGAUGUACAUUCCUUUAACAAAUUACAUUUAAUGUUAUAAAUAUAUAUAUUCAUUUUUUAAAAAAUUAGUUUAUCCUGGAUUGCAGUGAGCAAAGGUAAGUUUAGUUUGCAAUACAUCAUCAGUGGUUAAACAAAUAACAGAGGGACGAUUUUUACAUAUUUGAAAAUCUAAGGCCAAGAAUUCGUCCAUCAGUUUAACCACUGGGCAUUAAGGGGGUGUGGGUGUUUAUUUUUCUAUUUUUGAAUGAAGGUAUCUUCGUGGUUGAUCUUAAAAACAAGUAUGCAGCAAAGCUAAAUGUUGACUUUGAAUGAUGCACAUUAUUUAUUUAUUUUUCUCCUUGCCAGUAUCAUUGCAUUGUUGGAUUUCAGAAAUAACACACUGGCAAAAUAGCAAGAAGAGCCACAUUCUUUAUAGGGGAAGUACAAUGAUUGUAUAUCACUUUUAAGUCUAACGCAUGCUAAAAAUGCCAAUAAUGCCUAAUUUGCUGGACUUACCUUUGUAUGCUAUUUAUGUGCAUCUGUAACAAAUCACUGUUUCAAAGCACACUAAAUAAAGAGGGGAACUUUAGUAUGGACCAAGAAGGCAUGGGGAGGUAUUUUUAUGAGAAGAUUUUAACUCUUUUACUAACACAAAGAGGCAAAUAUCAUAAUAACAUGGUGGUUUGGUUUAUUUUUUCCCCUGUGCUUACGACAUAUCAGUGAUUCAAAAUAACAGGCUGACAGCAUCUCACAUUAGUAUUAUUUUUUAGCACCACAAGGCUCUUCUCAUAAAAGUAAUAAUUUAUAGUUUGAGGUUAUGUCAGUGGAAGUUCUUGAGAAAGUAGAUUUCUAUAGAUUUGUGUGGGGGGGGGGUUAAUUAAAAUAAAUUUUGGUAUUUUCUUACAAAUGUCUGCUAAUUGUACAUUCCAAGUACCUAAAGCAUUAGGCUUCCCAUUAAAAAUGUACAAAUUUGUGCAUGAUUUCAAAUGUUAUUAGAUAUUAUAAAUAUAUAAUGUAGUGAGGUUUUUACAAGAUGUAUCUGUAGACUUGUUGACUUUAACAUUUCUUAUACAAUGCUUAUAUAGUUUUAUAGCCUGGACUGUUAUCUUUUAAAGCUUUUUUUUUUUUAAAUUAAAAUUCCGAUUUUGUUACAUUUUAUACUGUUGAUGUUACAAUCCACAGAUUUGCAUAAUGUAAAUUUUUUUUUGUU